CCGGAAGUAAAGGUUCAUUUCGUUAUAAUUUCGUCGCUCUGGUGAAGUAUAGCAUUUUAAUUUUUUAAAGUACCUUCGUUGGCGUUCAGGCGACUGUUUGCCAGCCUACAAUUUAGCGAUCUGGCAGUUUUUGAAAACUGACGCUACGACACAAAAAUGAAGGAAUUUAUUCCGCUUGCUUUGCAACUGCUCUUGGCGGCUAACGUCGAAAGUUGGAACGAAGGCAGCGUACUGUUACGUGACGUCCAGGUGGUAACGUUGUACAAGGGUCGCUACACCACAGCGCGUCGCUCCAGCCCGGUACCUCAGCUCCAAUGUGCCGGCGGUUCAGCGGGCUGUGGAGCUUUCAUCCCAGAAGUGGUCCAGUGUCAGAAUAAAGGCUGGGAUGGUGUUGAUGUUCAGUGGGAAUGUAGGACGGAUAUGGACAACGCGUACCGGUUUGGCCAUAUCGAGUUGAACUGCGAGGGCUACAGUCAUCCUGAUGACAGCUACGUCCUCAAAGGCUCCUGCGGGCUGGAGUACACACUGGAACUGACUGAAGAGGGAAAGAAGAGGACACGAGGGAAUGGAGAUUCACACCACGGAUUCAAGAAUACAUUUGGAGGUUUUGGGGAUUUUGCCUCAAGUUUCUUCAGUGGUUUUUCCAGCAACAAGCAUCAUCACCACCAUGAUAACCGACAAAGGUACAAGAGCUCUUCGCCCCUGGCCAGCGAGGACUCAGGAAGCUUUCUGGUGGUUGGUCUGUUCCUGCUGUUGGCUUUUGGUGUCUACAAGCUCUUCCUCAGUGGAAACACGACUCCCACUGGACAAGGUGGCAAUCAAGAUGGCUACCCCGGAGAAAAUCCCACUGGCUACAGCGCAGGACCCCCACCCCCGGGAUUCAAACCUGAGUUUGCUGGGUCCACAUUUGGUUAUCCCGGUGCCAACCCAGGAUAUGGAUUCCGCAGUCAGUACAGCCAAAGGCACCCCAACCCAUGGGGCAGCACUGCAUCAGGAACAGGAGGGGGCUUCUGGACCGGCCUUGGGACAGGAGGAAUGUUGGGAUAUCUCUUUGGUCGUCAAAGCAGUCGGCCGUACACCAAUAACCAAGCGCAGUACCAUGACAGCGGGCCAGCAUUUCCAAGAAACACCACCUUUAGCACUGGGACACGCACUGCAUCAGGUUUUGGAGGAACCAAGAGAAGAUAAAAGCUCUGAGAGAUGAUGGCGUCUUCUACUGAAGCUUUUUCAGUUCAUCACAACCAGGAGACGACACAAAGAUGAGGCCACAUUCACGUUUCCAAACUCACCAACACAGUGGAAUGAUGCAUCCCAGGGUAGAGAGCUGAAAAGUGUUGUCGGUGGUAAAUCAAACAGUACAGAAACACAAUGGAAAAAAUUUAAAAUGUCUUCUCUCUUAAUUGAUAACUGAGGGGAUGCAGUUGUUUCCUCAAAGUUCAUUUACACUGCCUUGCAAAAGCAUUCAGCCCCCUUGACAGUCGAAAAAAGCUACGUCAAUGUUGUUUUCAAUAUUUUAAGGUCAUGGCGAGUGUCAAAAUACUAGGUUCUUACACUUUCAUAGUCAUCCACUGGUUUUCACAUUAUAAUAGCACACAAGGAGAAGGAGCACACGCACAGUGUAAAAACUAUAUUUAAUCAAUUGUUUGUUUGUUUAUUUUCAUUGAGUUUUGCAAAACAAAAUACACUUGUGUCAUCAGAGCAUUUACAGAGUAAAAAGUAUAUAUUCCCUCUGUAAAGACACAUUAUAAAAAAGUGAACAAUUAUUGCUGAACACCAUAACAACCCACAGAAACUAAGAAAACAAACACAACACAACCAGAAACAAACAACAAAAAGAGAUUAAAAAAGGAAGAGAAAAACCCCGUCAGUCAGCUGAUAAUAAACCGUGUCAGUAAUAGUAAAUUGUGUCAGUAACAGCCACUAACAGUCAGUGCAGCAGCAUAUCACCCACGUCACAACAAACCCAAUGGACUGUUCUCCCCCCUGCACUCUGGGAGGCGCUACAGGAGCCUCAGAGCCCGCACUACCAGGCUCAAAAACAGCUUCUUUCCCCACGCUGUUGCCCACCUGAACCUGGCCACCCACUGAAUGUCUGUGGGUAUUUUUAAAUAUGUUGUACUCCAGCUGUGAUAUUAUACCCAUAAACCAGACUGUUACUUUAAUAUCUUAAAGGUGUGCACUAAUUAUGUCCAACUGAGUUUACCUGAGUAUGUUUUAGGAAUGAUUUGUCAUUUGUGUAAACUUGGAGCUUUCAGAGCACACGGGGCUGAAUACUGGGCUGAAUACUUGUGCAACUUGCUGUUAGAGCUUAUGUGUUCACAAAAAUAAUACUGUUCAGGAAGAGAUGUGUGAGUAUCUUUUAUAAUCCAUAAAUUAGUGAUGACUGCCAAGGGGGUUGAAUACUUUUGCAAGGCCCUGUAUCUGUAAAAGUACGAUUUGAUGAUUUGCGCCAAAGCAUCAGCAGCUUGUUCCGAGGAACGCAGGAACGAUUCUUCCUCUCGGACAUUAUUUUACUGUUUAGAAAUGAGAGUGCUGUUUCCACUGCAUCAUAACUUGUAUUUGUUCGAAGGGGAUAGCGCCCUUAAAAAGUAAAAAUGUUUGUCUGCCAAUGAAAGCAACUCUGUCACAAAGCUAAUGACCAGCAGGGGUGUCGUUUAGAAAACGGUGCGCAGGAUCCUUACUAAAAGUGCACGUGCGCACAAAAGUUGAAAAUGGCGUACGCUAAAGAAAAUUAAAUAAAAAUUGGACUUGAACGUGUGAGAGGCCUCUCCCUAACCCUAACAACCUGGCUUCAGUUCACCACCUCGCCAUCUGCGUUCACCUGCAGGGGGCGCACACGUUUGCACGUUUUGCGCGGGAAGUGGCACAGGCCGCUCUCAGGCUCCGCUCUGUGCGUCCGCAGCGGUGAUGAGUGAGAGCCUGGGGCGGUAUGACCCGCAGGGGUCAGAGUUCAUAACCCCGUCUGACUACAACAAACCAUCUAUCAGCGCGUCACAAAACGUGUCAGUCCUUGGGAUGAAUCCUCAUGAACGGCUUCGGUUCACAUCUUUACUUCUACGUUUUUAUGGCCGAGUCUUCUGAAAUCUGGAGUUGACUUUACUGUCCCAGACAAUAAUGAGCAGAUUAUUUAAAAUGAAUAAAUAGAUAAAAUUGUGCUGUGACACGUGUGUAUAAUCUAUUUAAGUUGUUUUGCUUGAUAUGAAAAUGAGUAUAGGAGUUACCACCGAGAAUGUAAGGCACGCUAUUUGUUUUUCUUUUUGUUUUUGUUCUUUGUAAUAUUUAACUACGCUGUGGGACAACAAAUAAAAACAAAUACAGUAAUUUUCCGGCAGCUGGAGCACCAAAAAAUACCAUACAAAAACGGAAAAUAUCUGUCUUAUUAAAUAAAGUAAGUUACAGUUUGUGGCUUUAAUUUUACAUGAAACCUUGUGUUUGUGUUUUUUUUGUUUUCUUCCUAGCGUUUUAAUGCUUAACGGAGGAUAUUUACAGAUGUAAAAACUGAAAUUACUUAUAUGGUCAAACACUGCUAUAAUACAAAUAAUCUGGCUUAAAAUCGCAGAUGAGUGCUGUUGGGUUUUAUUAUAUAAUUUUAUGUAAAAAAAUGUGUUUAUUUAAUCAAUAAUAAUUUAAUAAAAUGAUAAACGAGCCACAAAACGUUUGAUUUACCU
This is a messenger RNA of Lampris incognitus (smalleye Pacific opah), 3668 nucleotides long. RefSeq names its product store-operated calcium entry-associated regulatory factor (gene saraf). The coding region runs from base 157 to 1188 and encodes 343 amino acids. Gene Ontology annotation, cellular component: endoplasmic reticulum membrane. Lineage: Eukaryota; Metazoa; Chordata; Actinopteri; Lampriformes; Lampridae. The transcript has 7 exons. Gene Ontology annotation, biological process: regulation of store-operated calcium entry. The record is from RefSeq and is a predicted model, not a curated record.